Molecule: messenger RNA, 738 nt
Organism: Orcinus orca (killer whale)
Lineage: Eukaryota; Metazoa; Chordata; Mammalia; Artiodactyla; Delphinidae
Product: cytochrome c oxidase assembly factor 6 homolog
Exons: 3
Coding region: 16-288 (90 amino acids)
Biological process (GO): respiratory chain complex IV assembly
Cellular component (GO): respiratory chain complex IV; mitochondrion
Source: RefSeq, a predicted model, not a curated record
GCUGCCACUCCAGCAAUGGAGCAAAUUACCAGCUUGAGCCCACUAGGAAUGGCAGCCCCAUCUAUGAAAGAAAGGCAGGCUUGCUGGGGAGCCCGGGAUGAGUACUGGAAGUGUUUAGAUGAGAACACAGAGGACGCUUCUCGGUGCAAGAAGUUAAGAAGCUCAUUGGAAUCAAGCUGUCCCCAACAGUGGAUAAAAUAUUUUGAUAAAAGAAGAGACUACUUAAAAUUCAAAGAAAAAUUUGAAGCAGGAGAGUUCCAGCCUCCGAAAACAGCCGCAAAGUCCUAGGCUGUUCCUGAACAUUUCAGAAAGGUUGAAAUAAUUUUUUCUGGACAUUCAAAAAUGCUCUAUGUGACAACCGUAGUUUGAAUGAUGGCAAACACCAAUGCUUGUUCCAUAUAUACAACUCUUAACUUAAAUGGUCAAGUAACAAGAUUCCAUUUUUCAAAAGACAGAUUUGAAAUAAAAUGGUAUGAAAUAUGCUUAAUUGAGUAAAAAACACAUAUUUUAAGAAAAAAAUUAAAGCUUAUGAAAACAUGUACCUUUUUUGUUGUUGGAGGAUGGGUAGUAGGCAAAUACUAUUAUUGAUAGAGAUAUGGAUAACCACUGAAAAAAAUAAGAUUUGCCAUUGUCCUGGGAGUUAGCAUUUUAAUACAGACAGAAAAAAAUGAGGAAUGGAAGAAGGUUCAACUUAAAAUAUACGGGUAAAAUAAUAAAAGCUAUCUACAAAAAACCCUA